GGUACCGGCAUUUGUGGUACCCUAUGAGGCAGUUCGUCGGGUACCGGCUUUCACUUUUAACGUGCACUUUAUCGGUCGGGACAAUAAUCGCGUUUAGGUUCUUUCGGACAGUGUUUGAAUUAAUUUUUUAAUUAUGUUUAAAAAUUGUUGGGUGAAACAAAGUGUCCUUUUCGGUUGUUGCUAUUUGCUGCUUAUUAGUUUUUCGGGAAUUUAUGGUCAAAAAGCUAGAGCACGUCGAAAAGAUGAACCCGCAUCGAUAUCGGAACUGUUCAACACUACCUCCUGUAUACCAAAACCGUUCAAAUGUCCUCACAAACAGAUUCAAUUCUUUCUAUAUACGAGGAGAACACAAAAAGAACCCGAACUACUAGACACAACCAAAGAAGACUCCUUGUACAAUAGUCAAUUCAACAGGAAGUACCCGACCAAGAUAGUGGUGCAUGGUUUUGGCGGUGGGAGGAACUUGUCUCCCAGUACUGACAUGAGGGAUGCUUAUUUCUACAGGGGGCACUACAACGUCAUUAUAGUCGAUUAUGGGACGCUUGUCAAAGAACCAUGUCUUAGUCAAAUGGAAUGGGCUCCCAGAUUCUGUGCCAAAUGUAUAGCUCAAUUAAUCAGAUAUUUAUCUCAGCAUCCCAGAGGAAUAAGGGCAGACGACAUGCACCUUAUAGGGUACAGCAUUGGAGCUCACAUAUCGGGAUUGGUGGCCAAUUUUAUCGAUAACGACUUGGAUGGAAAAAUUGGAAGAAUAACAGGUUUAGAUCCAACGAUAUUUUUCUAUAUGGGUCAAAACUCAUCCAGAGAUCUGGAUGCAACAGAUGCACAUUUUGUUGAUGUGCUGCAUACAGGCGCGGGGAUUCUAGGACAAUGGGGACCAACAGGACAUGCGGAUUUCUACAUUAAUGGAGGGUCUAGUCAGCCUGGGUGUGGUAGUGAUACUGUUUUUAAGACUCUGGCAUGUGAUCAUACAAAAGUGACACCAUAUUUUAUAGAAUCUAUAAUAACGAAAAAGGGAUUUUGGGCAUAUCCAUGUCCCACUCUAUUGAGUUUUAUGUUGAACUGGUGCCAACCUGAAGAAACAGACUAUGUUUUGAUGGGAGAACAUGUCUCACAUGAUGCCCGUGGUAUCUACUACGUCAGGACGAAAGCUGACCCACCAUGGGCUUUAGGACCACCAUUGGAUAUUAAACAGAAACUAGCUAGAAGAGCGUUGCCAAUAUUGAACAGAUUGAAGAAAGAACUAUCUCCAGAUCAACAACAAAAUAAAUAAUAAUUCUGAUUCAUCCAAAACUCUUUGUAAAUCUGUAUAUAUUAAUUUUAAACGUAUAAAAAAAGUAUUCCCUAUCUGCAAAAACUUGAUGAUAGUGGUAUCUAUAAAAAUAUUUUUAGUAUGCUGUUUUAAAUUGUGCUUUAAUUAUACUUUGUGAAAUAUUAACAGUAGAAAUCAUAGCCUUAUUAAGCCCCAUACGUUCAUGUGUCCAUGCACGCAUAGUGUGUAUGAUGCGGUUUCGUGAUAUUUCUUUUGAUGCGGUUUGCCCAAAAAUUGAUAUUCUGCCGAACUUGAUAUUCACUACUCAUCGCAUCGAGGUAUUGGUGCAUCAAAUCGACGCAUCGGCGAACCGCAUCAGCGCAUAGUGAGUAUGGAGCUUUACUGCUAUUUUCAUAAAUCAUGAGAAUGAAAAAAUAUUGGUUUCAUUCGAUGAGAAAUAUAUUUAAUAUUUUAAACUUUAGUUUCAGAAACAAUUUAGUUUUUUUGUCUGUAGGUUACUAGUUAAGUAGAGGUAGGCAUAUAUAUAAAGAUUUAAAAAUAUUGAAAUGUAUAAAUCUUGCAAAAUUUGGUUAAACAUGAUACUGUAGUAUAUAUUAUACAAUAGAAAAUCCAUCUUGCCCUAUAGACUAUUUUCAAAUUUUUUUAUAGAUAAAUAAGUUAGUUUGUGGAUGGAAUAAUAUUAAUUUAUUAACAUAUCAGAAUAUAAUAUUGCAAAAGAUAUUGUUUAAU
Sitophilus oryzae (rice weevil) is the source of this 1999-nucleotide messenger RNA. Its product is annotated as pancreatic lipase-related protein 2. The transcript has 7 exons. Gene Ontology annotation, molecular function: lipase activity. Gene Ontology annotation, biological process: lipid metabolic process. The record is from RefSeq and is a predicted model, not a curated record. Lineage: Eukaryota; Metazoa; Arthropoda; Insecta; Coleoptera; Curculionidae. Bases 134 to 1270 code for a protein of 378 amino acids.